Molecule: messenger RNA, 2931 nt
Organism: Prorocentrum cordatum
Lineage: Eukaryota; Dinophyceae; Prorocentrales; Prorocentraceae
Source: the annotation of a GenBank genome assembly
AUGCAUGAUGGAGGUCUUGUUGGCUUCCUCCAGGCGGUGGAGGGCCUCGGCUCGUUUUCUGCGGCCGUCUCGAUUUCGUACCAGCUGGUGAUCGCGAUGUUCCGCGUCUGCGCGCUGUCGGGGGCGCUCUUCGCUCAUUCUUUGUUCCCGACGCUCCUCCGCGUCCGCGUCGCGUCGUGGCAGUGCGUGCCUGUGCCGACGACGAUAGCGGAGGUCCAGCUCCGCGCCCAGAACUUCCCGGCCUCGCAUGUCCCGCUGCGGGCCUGCUUCCAGAUCACCGACAAGCUAAUUCACUCGGGCUGCCGGUUAGAUUCCGCGGUCAACGCGCACACCUAUAACGCGCGGAUCGUCCCGACGUUGUCGCGCGUAGCCCAGUUCAUCGUCAUCGCGUUGACUGCGCAAUUUGGCACCACCGGGGCGCCUCUAAGCUCGGUGCUAGCCUGGCUCGCUGUCGACUGCCGCCGCGGCGUUGGCCACGCCAACAUACAUCCAAUGCAGAUCGCCGACCAGGCCAUCCUGCAACGCAUGACCGAGUCGACGCUUCUUGCGCUACCUGGGCGCCUGCUGCUCGUCGCCCGCACCUCCGCCUGCGCGCGCCUCGCCCAGUGGGCCACGCGGCUUGCCUCGAUGCGCAUCGCGACGGCCGCUGGCGUUUGGCCUUGCGUUUUCGGCUGCGACUCGGAGCUGGGCGACAUUUUGCACUACCUGGAGGGCAGCAGCCUGCUCUGGGGCUUGGCGAAGCCGCUGCCAAGGCUUCGAUCCAUGUCACUGAGCGCGCGGAAGCCCCCAGGUAUCACGCUGUCUGUUUGUCUACCCGUGCUCAAGCCGCUGCAGCGCGCCACGACGAGGUCACGGUUGCCCUGGUGGUGGCUCUCGUGGCGAAGAUCUCUGGACGGGCUGCCGUCGGGUGGCGAACGUGCGAUCGCCGACCGCACCAUCUGGUUCAUCUUCCUCUUCGGCGAGGAGAUCGCGCUCAAGGACCAGGGCGCCCCCGUGGAGGCGCCCUCGACUGCGGAGCAGCCGCCGCCGCUCGCCUGCUGGGACUGGAUGCCCGAUCGCGAAUUCGGCAACCACUUCGGCCCCUCUACACCAGGUGCUCCAUCGGCGGCUCCAACUGCGCUGCUUGCGGACGCUGAUCGCGAAGAUCGGACAGCCACUCAGUGCGUGGCUUACGAGACGGAGUGGGCUGAACACGUUGACAUUGAGAUUUUCGAGAUGGGCCUCCCGAUUGCUGACCUACCGGCCGGCCUCCAACCUGAUGUCCCUGCUCCACCUCAUGACGACAAAGCUGCCGAAACGCUGCGCGAAUACAUCUAUGCUGCCGAAUCCGUGCUGCACGCCACGACAGUUCCCCAUUACACGUGCGAUUCGAUGGCCGACUCUUCGGAGCUUUCCGUGGAGCGGUUCCCUGGUCUUUUUGAUUUGACGAAUCUGCAGCAGAUCUCCCUGGUGCAGUCGGACCUCCCCGACGCCCUGCGCGCGCUCGGGCUGUCGGCCCUGGCGCUGCAGUUCCUGGGAGGCGUCCUCUCGAAGGGCCUCCGCGUGCGCAGACGGCUAGUGGGUUGGGAGAGCGCUCCGCUGGGCUCCGUGUCGUGGGUGCGCCGGCUUCGAGAGCUCGAGGCGGGCGGCACAAAUGCUGGGCGCAAGGGCGUAGCCUCGCUGAGAAAGCGCCUUGAGCCUGGCGUCAUCACGGACAUCGGGCUUCUCUCGCCCAAGGGUGUUAGGGCGGGGCGGCUGCUUGGAGGCGGCGGGGCCGACGACGACGACGCCGGGCGCGCGCCGUCGGCCGAGGAGGACUACGCCUCCGACGAGGCCGAGGACCCCAACGACGAGAGAGAGGCGCUGGCCCCGUGGGGGCGCGCUGCGCCCGCUGGCGCCGCGCAGGCUCCUGCCGCGCGGCUCCUGCAGCGCGCGGGCGUCCUCGGCGCGGCGCUCGCGCUGGCCGGGUGCGCCUGGUGGGGGCCGAGAGCCCGCCGAGCUGCGGGCGGGGCAGCGAGCCCAGCCGAAGCGGUCGAGGUAGUCGGCUUGGCGGUCGACGAGUGCGAGGACGCAGCCGAGGGGUCCCCUUGCUACGCCUCGGUGGCGUGGGUGAUGCAGACGGGCAUCUACGAGCACCCGGAGUGGUUCGAGGGGCUGGACAAGGAGGCCCGCUUCGAGGAGGUACAGGCUAAACUCGCCGAGGACGACCCCAGCAAGGAGGAGGACCAGAAGUCCCACUGCAAAGCGCCGUGCAGGGACCCGUCAGCCGUGAAACGGCACCGUGGCAUCCCCGGCUCUGCGCUGGACCUGCCUGUGCCCGGGCCAUACGCCGAGAGGCAGGAACUGGAGUUCUACAUGUACCGUGCCCAGAGCGACCACGACUACCCGAUGGAGAACGUGGACACGGCGGACCUGGCCGGCGUGAUGUGGUACCUGCACAACGAGAUCGUCGUCGCCGUGGGGCGGACCCGGAAGUACGGCGUCACCCGGAUCAGGAGGUUUAAGGUCAAGAUGAGGACCACGUGGGCGUACUACAACUCCCACCGGCGGCAGUUCGGCUCCUUCGUGGCAUUCGACUCGGGGCACUGCACCGUGCCGGACUGCGACCGGAUCUGGAUGCGCUUCGGCGCCCUCCCCGGCUGCCAGCACGUGGACACGCAGAGGGAGAGAGCGGCCUACAUGUCCGACGUCAAGACGUACAUCGGCGACGACUGCGAGGGCUACCAGUGCCGCCCGCCGGUGUGGUACUCACUGCCCGGGUCGUGCCCCAACCACAACAACGAGGAGAAAACCCCCGAGUGCAUCCGCGACCUCCCCGGCGGCCUCUGCGACGCGGCCACCGGCGACAGGUCGGCGACUACAAAGGGAGCAGCUGCAGGAGUGGCACGGCCCCCUGGUGCGACCACGUCCCAGAGGAGGGCCAGGGCAGCGUCAGCAUGGCGGAGGCCCUGA